CCGUCUGCGAGGCUCCGCCGGGCCAGCGUGGGAGAGCCGCGGGCGGCGGCCGCCGCAUCAUGUCAGCCAAGGACGAGAGGGCCAGGGAGAUCCUGAAGGGCUUCAAACUAAAUUGGAUGAACCUCCGGGAUGCUGAGACAGGAAAGAUACUGUGGCAAGGAACAGAAGACUUGUCUGUCCCUGGAGUGGAGCAUGAAGCCCGUGUUCCCAAGAAAAUCCUCAAGUGCAAGGCAGUGUCUCGAGAAUUGAACUUCUCUUCAGCAGAGCAAAUGGAAAAAUUCCGCCUGGAACAAAAAGUUUACUUCAAAGGGCAAUGCCUAGAAGAAUGGUUCUUCGAGUUUGGCUUUGUGAUCCCUAACUCCACAAACACCUGGCAAUCCCUGAUAGAGGCAGCGCCUGAGUCCCAGAUGAUGCCCGCCAGUGUGCUAACUGGGAAUGUUAUCAUAGAGACAAAAUUUUUUGACGACGAUCUUCUCGUAAGCACAUCCAGAGUGAGACUUUUCUACGUUUGAGAGAAGAAUGUGUGUGCAUUUCAAGAAUUUGGGUUUUGGGGGGGAAAGGAGGAAACUGUUUACUUUUUUCCUCCACACAUUUGAUUAUUGACACUUCGACCCCUAAUUCCCUAUACAAAACCCACUUGCGGCCACCAGGGGACCAGUUCUGUAUAGAUAACCAGAUGGCUGUUUCCUUCCCAAGCCGCCAUCUUCCACUGACCAGACUAAACUCCCAACCCCAGACCAGGCCAGAGGGUGAGCUUUGACUCCUUCCCAGGGUGACACAGGGACAAACGCUUACCACGAGAGCCAAUGCUGUUCCUGCCCCCUUCAUGCCUCCUCCUUGGGCCCUACAGGCAACACAUCUUCCUUUGGCUCCUGGUUUUGGAAAAAAUCAUAUUCCUGACUUCUGUUUAGUUUUUUUCCUGCAAUUUCUAUUUCAUACAUUCUCAUACAUUUACCUUGUAAAAUAGACUGAUAUUAUUAUUACAUAAUGAAUUAAAACAUAUGAAUUAAAAUAUUCCUACAGUCUU
Molecule: messenger RNA, 1027 nt
Organism: Canis lupus familiaris (dog)
Lineage: Eukaryota; Metazoa; Chordata; Mammalia; Carnivora; Canidae
Gene: PDE6D
Product: phosphodiesterase 6D
Biological process (GO): sensory perception of light stimulus
Cellular component (GO): cytoplasm
Source: RefSeq, marked provisional